Molecule: messenger RNA, 3334 nt
Organism: Gadus chalcogrammus (walleye pollock)
Lineage: Eukaryota; Metazoa; Chordata; Actinopteri; Gadiformes; Gadidae
Gene: wdr41
Product: WD repeat domain 41
Exons: 14
Coding region: 256-1608 (450 amino acids)
Biological process (GO): regulation of autophagy
Cellular component (GO): lysosomal membrane
Molecular function (GO): protein binding
Source: RefSeq, a predicted model, not a curated record
UAGCUCUGGUCAUGUGAUAUUGUUGUGGUCCGAGUUACGGAUGCAGGUUUUAAAUCGACAAACACAGGUUUUAAUUUUGGUAUAACGGAAUAACCAUGUUUACAUUCAGCCCUCAUGCCCAUUGCUCUCAGGUGUAGGACACCAUCGGAACCAACAUCUGUAAUCAGUUCUGUCAAAGCAUUAGCCCAGCCCAGUUUCCUCCAGAGGUGAACCGAGAGAGCUGGGUGACAUCCAUCUGGUGGUCGACCCAUAGUCAUGUUCCGGUGGAUGCUUGGGGGUCGGGAUGCCCAACGUGCCGUCGAGAACUCCGUCUUGUGCAUCGGAGAGGAACAGCCAAAAAACUGGUUCACUGAGCUGCAGGUGCUGAAAGGACAUUUCGACAUUGUUCGAUUUCUGGUGCAGAUUGAUGACUUUAGGUUCGCCUCAGCUGGAGACGAUGGCUUGGUUCUGGUCUGGAACAUCGAGACUGGGGAGAAGCUCCUGGAGAUGAGGGGUCACUCCCAGCAGAUCACUGCCAUGGCAACGCUGACCCGCUUCUCCAGGGACAGCCCCCACACCUCGCUGGUCACCGCCUCCUCCGACCGCAGCCUCAGUCUGUGGGAUCCAGACACAGGAAACAGAGUCCAGACUAUUUCAGACCUCCAGUCCUCGGUCAAGUGUCUGCUGGUGCUAGAACGUCUGUCCGUGUGGCUCUCUGGGGGAGCAGAGCUGUGUGUUUGGAACAUCGAUUUCCAGCUGCAGUGCCAACAACAGAACCACAGCGACACUGGGAUCACAGCACUGGUAGAGUUGCCCAAGAACUGCAUAGCAGCAGCCAUGGAUAAAGAUAUCGUCAUCUACAGGCUGACGGCUGAACUGCCGCUGACCCUGGCCAAGGUCCGCUGCCUCUCGGACCACCAGGACAACAUCCGUACCCUCAUCCCCGUCAAUGACGAGCUGUUUGCCAGCGGCUCCCAUGUGGGCGAGCUCAUCCUAUGGGACGCCAGCGACUGGAACAUCCUGGCCUAUGAGCACAUCCUGUGGGAGGAGUCACAGGCCGACAGCCAGAGUGAAAUCCGACUGGGCUCUCCGAAGCCCUGCGAGAUGUCCAUUCAGCAUUUGACCACCAAUGGCACGCUAAUCCUGGCAGCAGUGGGCAGCGGUCUGUACGUAUACAGUGUCCUCACCAAGACGGUGGUGGCCUACAGGAGGGCCGCCCACGACUCCAACAUCCUGCACACCAUGCUGCUGUCAGACAGUGAAUUGAUGUCGUGCUCUGAAGACGGCAGUGUGAGGAUGUGGGAGAUCCAGGACCUGCCCUUACCUGCGGAGGCAGCCUCUCCAGGGUUCUUUGGACUGUGGUCAUUCGGGCGAUCCAGUAAACAGGCGGAGCUUCCCUCGAGGAAGAUAACGGAGGUCCCGAACAUCAGAACCCUGGAGCUGACAGGAGAUCUGAUCGGCCACUCGGGGGCGGUCCAGAUGUUCCUGAGCUUCGUCGGGCACGGAGUGGUGACCUGCUCCACCGACCACCUGAUGAUCCUGUGGAAGAACGCCGAGCGGCAGUCUCACCUGCGCAGCCUGGAGCUCUUCAGGAGGCUGGAGUCUGGGCCCCCUGCCGGCGACUGGUAGGGUGGCCGGAGACGUUGCCCAUCAUGCUUUGCAGUAUUAUUUUAUUUAGUGGUUGCCGUAGGAGCUGCACAGUGCAUGUCCUUCUGAUGAUAGACGAAUGUCCCUCCGCAUGCACCUUUUCUGUACUGUUGUGGUCGAUGGAUUUUGGAAAACUGCAUUCCGGAUAUGAUGAGUAUUAUUUAGCGAUUGCAACUUUGACCUGCGAGAAAUGUCUGUUUCCUUUUGCCUCAAUGGAUGAUAAAAACGACUGUGUUUUGUAACAGUUUAAUAUUUAAUGUCUGUGUGCCUAUUUUGUGGCACAACAUUUCUUUUUAGUUUAUUUUUCACAUCUGCUUGUAUACAAUUUGUUCCACUGAAGAUCGCUGUGUAUCACUGGCUUUACGUUUAAGUGUUUAAUGUAUGAAUUAUUGGUUGUGCCAAACUAGAAGUCCUGGUUAUAUUAAAUUUCACUUUAUAUUUUAAUAAUCUUAAUUGUUUAUUCAUCUCUUAUUUGUCAAAUUUUAUAUGGAAUUAAAGAACAUUGUAUCGUACUUGGGAUUGAUCAAGUAUAUUUUUAUUACCAUUAUGAAUAAUAUUAUUAUAUAAGAUAUGGAUGUCUGUUAUUUGACACUGUGUGGUUUAUUUUGUGUCAGCAUCUUGCUUUAAUUGAAAAACAGAUGUCAAUUACAGGGAACUGGAAGUAGAUUACCUAGAAAUAGGAGAUAAUUGCGUUGGCCUUCCCUCAUGACCACAGGAGAGGGUGGAGGUCUGAGGGAGGUCAAAUGUUGUUCUCCAUCAUUCGGUUAGGCCUCAGAAGGAAUGACUCCACUUUACUUUUGUUAUUGUUUUCUAUUGAUUACGAUUGUUUAUCAAGAAGUAUUUCUUAGUUUGUAUUUGCACAUUUAUUUUUAAAACAUUUUUAUAUUUUUGAUCUUCGUUUUUUCGACAUAUAAGGCUGGGAUAUGUCAGGGUUUAUGAGGGGACCCCUGUGGCUUAAGGGAGAACACUGUGGACGUCAUGUGUUCUGGUUCAGAAGGUGUCCCCAAGUACGGUCUGGUGGCCCAGAGAGAUACUGAAGGGAGAGGCCAGCAACCUGUUGAACUUAAAUCAUCACUUUGCUUGGAAAUCAAUCUUUUUCUUUUUAUUAUUACAAAAUGGUUCCAUACAGUUGGUGUGUGAGUCGCUGGAGGGGGUAAAAAAGAAAAGAAAAAAAAAAAGCAUAUUGUGUCCACAACAAAACAUAAUUUGACAUGAUCAGACUGAUGUGUACGGUUGAUCCGUUUCCCGUCAGGUUGAACCAAAAUGUACAUGGGACACAUGUUGACAUUAUAUAAACACAUCCUGAAAGAAAACACUGUGACAUUGAAUGAGUAUCGGAGCCCUCUCCAUAACUAAAGUAACACUAGUAUUCAGGAGUACUGCGACAAUAAGGAAAUCUGCACAGAGAAACACUUAAGGCCAUUCCACAUUAUAAAUAUAUACAUAUACAGGCCUAAAACACGCUAACACCAUGUAUGCUGAGAUGGCUGUGGUGAAGCCAUCUAUUAAGGGUCAAAACAUUAAUAAUGAUGAGAACAAGCAGACAACAAGUCUUCCUUUGCUUCCAAUAUCCCCAGAAAGAGAUCAAAAUAGAGUUGAAUAUUUAAACCAUCUGUAGUAUUUUAAAACAUUUGAAAAAAAAAAAGAUUUGGGAGGUUGGGGUUAGUUUCCACUGUUUUGCGAUCACACAGCUGUGUCUCUGCAGUUG